Messenger RNA from Mus musculus (house mouse), 11395 nucleotides. RefSeq names its product BAH domain and coiled-coil containing 1 (gene Bahcc1). Gene Ontology annotation, molecular function: chromatin binding. Bases 930 to 8996 code for a protein of 2688 amino acids. Lineage: Eukaryota; Metazoa; Chordata; Mammalia; Rodentia; Muridae. The record is from RefSeq and is a predicted model, not a curated record. The transcript is spliced from 26 exons.
GCGGGGGGAGGCGGUCCCACUGGGGCUGAGUGGGGGACGACAUUCAAAAGAAUGGACUGAAAGACGCAUGGGGGGGGAUGGGAGAGAGGAGAAAAGGAAGGUUAUUUUAAAAAGAACUCUUGAGUUACAAUCAAUAAAAUUACUCGCUUAAUUAGCAUGGUUAUUCGGUUAAGCGGAAUGUAGUAAAAGCUGGACUUCAGAAAGACGGGCGGGGGUUGGGGGGGGGCCAAGCGUGGACCCAGGGCUUUUUCCUCCGAGACACCUUUGGGCAGCGGGGGAGGGGAGAGGGUGUGCGUGUGUGUGAGUGUGUGUGUGCGCGCGCGUGCGAGUGUGCGUGAUGGCUUCGCAGAUUUGGGUUUUUAUCACCCAGUGGAGCCAGCAGCCUCUUCGCAACGGCGCCUUCGCCGCAGGGACUCUCAGGGACCAGAAAGGGAAGCUGCGCGCAGCGCGGUUGGGUUGCCUCUGGCUCUUGCAGGCCAAGCGUGGCUCGGACGGUGCGUGUGUGCUCGCGGACCCGCGUGCUGGGCGGCUCCAAUGACCCGGCGCGUAAGCGUGUGCAGUAGGGAGUCCUCCGAGCGCUCCCAGCCUCGCUGUCCGGUCUGGAUGCCACUCGUGUUGGCGCGCGAGGAGGGGGCCGGUAGCGGGAGGGGCGGGUACCCCGGGCGAGAAGAACCCCUAGUCACCAAGUCUCUUUUGCUUGCCUCUGCAGACCAUGGACCUGCACGGCGGUCGCCGGCUUGGAGCGCGGCCGCCCGCGGAGAAGCCCAGUCCGCCGGUGUGCUGACCGGCUCGGCUAUCUGUGCCUCCGGUGACCCCGGACGCCGCCUCCCGCGCGCCGCUCGCGCACCGCCCGCACUCCGAGUCGUUCCCAGGCCCCGGCCACGCUGCUUGCUGGAGGCGGCGGCGGCGGGCCGGGGCCGGGGCCCGGCAUGGAUGGCCGAGACUUCGCGCCGCCGCCGCAUUUGCUAUCGGAGCGCGGGAGCCUGGGCCACCGCAGCGCCGCCGCCGCCGCGCGCCUCGCCCCCGCCGGCCCCGCCGCGCAACCGGCCGCGCAUUUCCAGCCCGGAAAGUACUUCCCGUCGCCGCUGCCGAUGGCUUCGCACACAGCCAGCAGCCGUCUGAUGGGAAACCCCCCAGCCUCCUCUUUUAUGGGCAGCUUCCUCACCAGCAGCCUGGGCUCAGCAGCGUCGGCACACCCCAGUGGCCCCACAUCCUCUCCCUCUGAGCCGGCCUACCGAGGAUCCCACCCUGCCACCUCUCAGAUCUGGUUCUCCCACUCCCAUGAAGCUCCUGCGUACCCCAGAUUUUCGGGGAGUCUGGCAUCUACCUUCCUACCCGUGAGCCACUUGGAUCACCAUGGAAACAGCAAUGUUCUCUAUGGGCAACAUCGUUUCUAUGGAACCCAAAAAGAUAACUUCUACCUGCGCAACCUGCCCCCACAGCCUACCAUACUACCCGCCAACCACAACUUCCCCGGAGUGCCCCGAGCCACCCCUGCCCAUCCCAUCGGGUCCUGCAGCCGGGACCGCAUCGAGGCUGCCUCACUGCAGAAGGGUCCUAAGGAGUUUGACCGCUUCCUCAUGGGUAAAGAGGUGGGCAAAGAGAAAGUUAGCAAGGGAGCAGAGGGCAGGGAGCGGCCAGCUGUGGAGGAAGACAGUGGUAAAGAUCGACAGAAGCUGGUGCCGCCCAUGCCUGCCGAGGGGCCCUGCAAGGAGGCAGGCCCUGCACCCCGGGGGUCCUGUGAGGGCCGCCCCAAACACCUCACCUCUUGCCUGCUCAACACCAAGGUACUCAAUGGAGACAUGGGCAAGGCCUCCCUGGCCAGCUGUGCAGGAGGCAUGCUGGGCAGGCCUGGGACAGGUGUGGCAGCACCCGGACGCUGUGCCAAGGAGGUGGCAGGCCCCGUGGAGCCUGGGCCAGCCUUCAGUGAGUGCCUGGAGCGGCGGCAGAUGCUGCAUCAUGCUGUAUCCUACACAGUACCCUCUGGCCUGCCUACCGGGCCACCCCCGCCCCUCAGCACAGGCCCAGCGGGCUCUUUCCCCUGCCUGCAGCUGCAUGCAGGCCCAGAUGGGCUCUGCCCUCUGCAGGACAAAGUCUCCCGGGACCUAAAGGCCAGCGGGCCCACCUUUGUGCCUUCUGUGGGACACCUGGCUGACAAGAGCCGCUCUUUCCAAGUAGCAGAGGCCUGUGCCGUGGCAGGUGAUGGAAAGGACCGGCACCUGGAUGCGGCCAUGGCCACCGACCAUGGUGCACCCUAUGGAGUCUCCUACGCCCACCUAAAAGCUGAGGGCAAGGGCGAGCGGCGACCCGGGGGCUUUGAGGCGGCCCUCCACCCCCGGCUGAAAGGCCUGGAGUAUCUCAGUUCAGGCCCCGAGGCCCCCUUCCCUGGACUUCCCAAAGGCGGUCUGGACAAAAGUGGCUACUUUGAGUUGCCCACUUCACAGGACUGUGCCCGGUCCAAUCACCAAGACCCACUGGGUGGGAAGGCCACCCAGGCCUGCUGCACUUUAGACAAAGUGGCCAACAAAGAGGCCCCUGCUGGCCCUCCAGUGGGACAGAAGGUAGCCAGGAUCCGGCACCAGCAGCACUUGGUGGCUCCUGAGGUAGAAUCGGGAGGCAGCGGGGCCGAGACGAAACGCAAGUCCGUGGAGCUGGCUUCUCUGGGUUAUAGCGGCCACCACAUGCCUCCGUGGGGUGUACAGACGGGCCACGACACCUCCAUGGCCAUCAUCGAGGAACGAAAGGGCAGUGCCUACCUCGACCCUUUUGGAAGUGGCUUACAGCAGGCAGCCCUCCUGUCCCAGGAGCUGCCCACUCCGCCAGAUGAGGUCUCGGCCAUGAAGAACCUGCUGAAAUACAGCAACCAAGCCCUAGUCGUGGGCCAGAAGGCUCCGUUCGUGGGCCUGGGCAGCCUCAAAGCCAGCUGCGUCCAGCAGGAAGCCAAGUUUCCAGCCACUAAGGGCCCAGGCCCAGUGGAAAGACCCGACUGUGCCCGCAGCAGGGAGCAUGAGGCCCCACAUGGAGACGGGGAGGUGAGGCAGCCACCCGUGGGCAUCGCAGUGGCCUUGGCCAGGCAGAAGGACACGGUCGGCAGGCCCGAUACAGCCUACAAUACCAACAGUGGGCGGCAGGGCAGGGCCGCCCCCACCUUCAAAGGUGCUGGAGGACCACGUGCCAGCCAUGCGCUAGACCUGGAGAGCGAAGAGGAGAGGUCACGGGCGUGCGAGGAGCGCCUGGGUCUGCCUGGACGUGAGCUGCUGUUACAAGACAACAAAGACCUCGUGGAAUUUGCCCGGAUCCACCCUUCAAGCAGCUGCCCUGGAGACCUGCCCCCCCACCUCAUGAUGCAAGGCGGGGACCCAGCCCCCCACCCCCAUCCUGCCCAUCCCCACUGGCUGCCCCGCACCCGCAGUCCCUCCUUGUGGAUGGGGGGACAUUCCUAUGGUCUCGGACACCCCGCCCUGCACCAGAACCUACCCCCUGGCUUCCCCGCAUCUGUGCCCGGCUCCAUGCCCUCCGUGUUCCCCCUCCCCCAAGAUGCAGCCACGCAGUUGGUCAUCUUGCCCUCGGAACCCACACCCCACACCACCCCUCACACACUCGCUGAAGUUAUGGACCAGGCCUCCCUGUGGCCCCCCAUGUAUGGGGCCCGGGGCCCUGCCUCUCACAUGCAGCACCCGGGCCAGCUCCCUGUGUAUUCUCGGUCCCAGCUGCUUCGGCAGCAAGAGCUCUAUGCACUGCAGCAGCAGCAGCAACAACAGCAGCAGCAGCAACAACAGCAGCAACAGCAGCAGCAACAACAACAGCAGCAGCAGCAACAGCAGCAGCAGCAACAUCGGGCCACACAGGCCCUGGAGCUACAGCGAGUUGCCCAGUUCCAGCGCAAGCCUGAGGAUCGCCACAUGGAGCUGGAGGAAGCUGCCCAGGAGAAGACCCCAAAGUCCACCCACAAGCCAGUUGCCUUAACCCCCAUGGCCAAGGGCACCCCCUCCUCCGCCACUGCAGGCCUGGUCAAGCUAUCACCCUGCUGUCAGUCGCCCACUUUGAAGACCCCUGCGAGUUGCCCCACACCACCACCUCGGCCCAGCGCCCCCUGCACUUUACCCAUCUGCCCUACUGGCAGCCCAGGGCCUGGCUCCAAGGUGCCUAGUACCAUGGACAAGAGUGAGGAGGGCCAGCGGGCUGGAACCAACCUGACCACGCUGGAACCAGACCUGACUCCAGGAUUGAACCCCACAGCUGGCCUGGAUCUCUCCCUCCCUUCAGACGUGCACUCCUCUGACCUCCAAGACCCCAAAACUAUGCAAACCACUACCCCAGGGACUCGGCCUGAGCCCCCAAGGACGUUCCUCCCUGGGGAGCCACCCCCAUGCAGCCCCAGGAACUUAGAAGAGCCUGGGCUGCUCUCAAGGGCCAGGGAUGCCACCCAGGACCUUGCCAAUCUACCCCCUCCUGUUGAGGGAGGACUCCCACCAGGGAAGGCAGAAGACCCCAGCCCACUCGAGGGGUUACAAGCACUGAAAUUUGGAGACCUCCUCGAGGGAGGGGGAACUGAGGCUACUGGCCAGACGAAUUCUACUCAGGGAGGGAUGCAAAAUGAGAGGACUGUAGAUCAGGGGGCACCACAGCCCCCUUUGGGGGCUACCCCUCAAGCACUAGAACAGGAAGCAGGGAGCCCAGCUGCCCUGGACAAGCGUGAAGGUCCACAGAAGGUCCCUGAUGUGGCCCAGCUACAGGAGGAAGAAACCCAGCUUGAGGAGAGCGGGGGGGACUCGGAGGUGGACUGGGGGACUCCCAACCAUAGCCACCCACCCAAAGCGCUGCCAGGCUUGGAUGCCUUGGUGGCUGCUACUGUGGACCUAGGAGACCUGCCUGACAUCAGCCUGACAGACCCUCAGACCCCAGCAGCCUCCGUGCCCCUUAGCACGGCUCCUCUGCCGCAUAGCUCAGGGAUUCAUGGGAUUGCCCUGCUCAGUGAGCUGGCUGACCUGGAGACCCAGCGGCAGAAGAGUGAGCUGUCCAUGCAAGCAGAAGAUGAGGAUGUGCUGGCCUUCAACCUGCAGCACCUGGCCACACUGGCCACAGCCUGGUCCCUGGUGGAGGCUGCUAACCUGGACAGCCCAGUCACUUCACUGCAGGCCCCAGCUGCUGACCCAGACAGAGGCCCCAGGCUCACCCCCAGAAUGCAAAUCCUGCAACGCAAGGACACCUGGGCCCCUAAAACAAAGCCUGUAUGUCCCCUGAAGGCUGCCAUCGACCGGCUGGACACACAGGAAGUGGAGAUGCGCAUGCAGCUAGCAGAGCUGCAGAGGCGCUACAAGGAGAAGCAACGGGAGCUGGCUCGCCUGCAGCGCAGGCAUGACCACGAGAGAGAGGAGAGCUCACGGAGCCCUGCACGGCGGGGGCCUGGCAGGCCAAGAAAGCGCAAACACUCAAGCUCACUGCCUGCCCUGCGUCCCGGGGGCCAGCUUGCCAGAAGUGACAGCAAGAAAGCCAAGGCUGUUCGUGCAAGCCUAAGUCUGCUGUGUGCUGAGCUACGAGGUGAUGAGCCCCCAAGGAAGCGAAGCAAACUGGGAAAGAGUCCUUACACUGGCCUGCAGUCCGUCUCCUCGGAGAAGGUGCGGUGCAAGAAGAGCUGUGGCCAGGCCGAGUUGCCAUCCUCGGUGGCCCACAAGGUGGCCCAGCUGAAGCCAAAGGUCAAGAGCAAGGGGCUGCCUGCCGGCCUCGGUGCCUUCCAGCGCAAAGAGGCUGCCCCAGGUGGGCGCAUCCAGAAGAAGCUAUCUAGAGCCAAGAGCGUCACGGCGUCAGGGGCGGCACGGCAUCCACACCCCGAUGGGGACAGUGGCAGGGAGAUGCACAAAUUCCAAGCCCAACCCGCAGUGGCUGUGGCACAUGAGGCAGGCAGCGGCUAUGACAGUGAGGACUGCCAGGCACUCCUGGGGACAGAGGCAGCUCCCAGAGAGCCUGGGCUGGUGUUGCACCCAGGGUCUGGUGUGGCAGUGCUGGGACCCUCACCUUCCUCCGUGGUCAAGAUGGAAGCCAAUCAGAAGGCCAAGAAGAAAAAGGAGAGGCAGGGCUUGCUAGGGGCCUGCCGCCUGUCCAGCCCCGAGGGCGAGGUUAAGAUCAAGAGACGAACAGUAAAGACCAAGGUGGGAGCCAAGCUGGAGCGGGCGCCAGGGCGGCGGCCCCCGGGUGCACCAGGCAAGAAGAAGGCCAAGGGCAAGGUGAAAACUGGCCUGCGUACAGAGCCAGGAACCGCCACCAGCAGAGACACCCUUUUCAGUCCCACCCGGACUUUUGCCUGCCGAGAGGAGGGCAGCAAACUUGCCAGUGAGCGCCUCAAGAGAGCCACCCGCAAGAGCGCCAUGUUGCAGCCAGUCCUGAGGCGGAAGAAUGGGGCCUUGUCCAUCGCUCUGUCAGCCCGCAACGCCAAGGCCAUCCUGGGAAAGAGCAGGAAGCUGACGAAGGUGAAGAGAGAGGCUGUCAGCAAGCAGGGCCAGGGGCGGGCGGUGAGCCGGCUGCUGGAGAGCUUUGCUGUGGAGGAUGACUUUGAGUUUGACGAGGAUGACACCAGCUUCUCGGAUGAGGAAGAAGAAGAGGAAGAAGCCGGUGUACAGCUCAGCGCAGAGCAGAGCGCCGCCCUGGCACGGUCCUGCACCAUCCACAAGGAAGACCUGCAGGACGGACUGCCCGUCCUGAUCCCGAAGGAGGACAGCCUGCUGUAUGCGGGCAGUGUCAGGACCCUGCAACCCCCCGACAUCUACAGCAUCGUCAUUGAGGGGGAGAGAGGCAACCGUCAACGUAUCUACUCGCUGGAACAGCUGCUGCAGGAGGCGGUUCUUGAUGUCCAGCCACAGUCCAGUCGGUACCUUCCACCUGGUACCCGGGUCUGUGCCUACUGGAGUCAGAAGUCCCGGUGUCUAUAUCCAGGCAAUGUGGUUCGAGGUGCUUCAAGCGAUGAAGAAGACCUGGACUCAGUGUUGGUAGAGUUCGAUGACGGAGACACAGGCCACAUAGCUGUCUCUAACAUCAGGCUGCUGCCUCCGGACUUCAAGAUCCAGUGUACAGAGCCCUCGCCAGCCCUGUUGGUGUCCAGCAGCUGCCGGAGGACCAAAAAAGCAGCCAAUGAGGGCCACCCGCCCAGCGAAGCCCCCACACCCAGCCUGUCCCCUAAAGUGCCGGAUGGCCCUGAAACUUCUAAGACCCCUGGGAAGAAAUCUGGCAGCAAAGACAAAGCUGGCAAAGUCGACCUCCUAACCUCAGGUGCCAAGUCCCCCACGGGGGCCUCAGACCACUUCCUAGGCCGCAGAGGCAGCCCCCUGCUGAGCUGGUCAGCAGUGGCUCAGACCAAGCGGAAAGCGGUGGCUGCGGCAGCGGCGGCGGCAGGUGGCAAAGGGCCGGGGGUACUACAGAACCUCUUCCAGCUCAACGGAAGCACCAAGAAGCUGCGGGCCCGGGACACCCUGUUUCCCAUGCAUAGCAUGGCUACCCCCGUGUUUGGUAACAGCUUCCGAGCUGACUCCUUCAGCAGCCUGGCGAGUUCCUACACACCCUUCCUUGGAGGGGCUGGGGCAGGCCUUCCCGGAGGAGCCCACAAGCUGCUUAGGGCCAAGAAGGCUGAACGGGCUGAAGCAGAAAAGGCCGGGAGGCGGCGGGCAGGCGGCGAGUUUCUGGUUAAGCUGGACCAUGAGGGUGUGACCUCCCCCAAAAACAAAAACUGCAAGGCCCUGCUCAUGAGCGACAAGGACUUCGGACCCAAGCUGGGGCGACCUCUUAGCAACCCCAGUUACGCACACCCAGCCCUCAUUGGCAAGGACAAGAAGGGUCGGGCGCCUGUGCAUCCGCUACCCAUGGGGCUGGCUCUGCGCAAGUACCCACUGCCCUGUGAUAGUGACUGCCCCAGCUCCUACUCCGAUGAGGACGAGGAUGGGCCGGGGCUGGCCACCGGUGUUCCCUCCCGAUUCCUCACCCGCCUAUCCAUGUCGUCGUCCUCCUCUGGCUCGUCCACGUCUUCUUCCUCAGGCUCCGUGUCCACGUCCAGCCUCUGUUCCUCAGACAAUGAGGACUCAUCUUAUAGCUCAGAUGACGAGGACCCUGCCCUGCUGCUGCAGACCUGUCUCACCCGCCCUGUGCCCGCCCUCCUGGCCCCACCCGAAGCCCUGCGCUCUAAGGGUAGCAGCCCCCACGCGCACACCCACGCCCAGCGCUGCUUCCUGUCCAGGGCUGGGGUGGCUGGUGCAGGUGCAGGGGCCAGCCCCAGUGGUAGCAAAUCCAAGUUCAAGCGCAAGGAGGCCCUGAGCUUCUCCAAAGCCAAAGAGCUUUCUCGGAGGCAACGGCUGCCCUCCGUAGAAAACCGGCCAAAGAUCUCAGCCUUCCUGCCUGCCCGGCAGCUCUGGAAGUGGUCAGGAAACCCCACGCAGAGACGAGGCAUGAAGGGGAAAGCCAGGAAACUAUUCUACAAGGCCAUUGUCCGAGGCAAGGAGACACUGCGCAUCGGGGACUGUGCGGUCUUCCUUUCGGCCGGCCGGCCCAACCUGCCCUACAUAGGCCGCAUCGAGAGCUUGUGGGAGUCCUGGGGCAGCAACAUGGUGGUGAAGGUCAAAUGGUUCUACCACCCAGAGGAGACCAAGCUGGGGAAGCGGCAGAGUGACGGGAAGGUGAGGUGUGGGCAGGUGCGGUGGGGGCCCAGCCCCUGCCCUGGGUCUCUGGGGGAAUGGGCGCUUUCCUUGGGUGUGGCAUGUUUCUGCCGAGGUCGGCCCCGACACUGUAUGUGUUCCCUCGCCCGGCAGAACGCACUGUACCAGUCCUGCCACGAAGAUGAGAAUGACGUGCAGACCAUCUCCCACAAAUGUCAGGUGGUGGGCCGAGAGCAGUAUGAACAGAUGAUGCGGGGCCGCAAGUACCAGGACCAGCAGGACCUGUACUACUUGGCAGGCACCUAUGAUCCUACUACUGGGCGCCUGGUGACAGCUGACGGCGUGCCCGUCCUGUGCUGAGCUGCUUCUGCCUCUGCCCACCCUCGCCCAUGACUGCAGCCAAGAGGUCAGCCAGCCAGGAGCUGGUCUGAGCAAAUAUGCAACCCCCCCAAGGCGGGAUCAGGCUUCUCUUCGAAGUUCUCUGGAGAGAGCUCCUAGGAUAGACCCCCCGAGUCCCAUCCUAGCUGCUCCAGGGGGAGAGCCAGGCUGGUCCCACGGGGACCGGCUGCUCUGCCGCUGCACCGCAGUUCUCGAGAGAUUAGAAUCCAAGCCAUAUUUCCCUAGUACCUCCGACUGUCUCCCACCAGGGAAAGCAGAAAUCAGGUGUGUUGUCUAUUUAUUUCUCUAUGUAAAUAUUGUAUUUCUGUGGGGAAGUUUUAUGGGGGAAAAAGUGGAAAAGAAUUUUCCCCACCUUUGCGACAAGGGUGGAUGCGCGACGAGGGUGUGUGUGUGUGUGUGUGUGUGUGUGUGUGUGCGUGCGCGUAUGCGUGUGUGCGUGUAGGGGUUUUUGUCCUGGGGUUUUCUUUGGAAGUGCACUGUUCUCAGCCUAGUUGAAUUCCAACAGGGGCAUCUGUGACUGCAGAGGCUGCUGGAAUGGGGGCGUGGCCAAAGGCCGUGGGAUGGUCACAUGAGACCCAGUCAUACCCUCCAAUCUCUUGGGGGCCAACUGUGAAGGAAAUUACACUGCGGUUUAUUUCCUUUCAAUACAUCCCAUCCAUGAAAGUAUUUGGGUGGGGGCAGUGAUGGCGGUCCCCUGGAACGACCAGGGGUUCCAACCACAGGAUGAGAACCAGGAUCAGCCUGCGGGCCGGUACCGGCCUGCCCCACUCUACAGCCCAGGAGUAUGGCAACAGCCACGUAUCUCUUACCUCUGUUUAAAACAAAACAAAUGAACAAAUAUUUUGAAAUAUCAAUAAGAAAAAUGGAUGUUUAGACUUUCUUUCCUGAAUAUUCCAAGUUAUUUCUGGUUUCCGUUUCCAUGGCCAGUUUGAUGCAGGGAGAGAAGCCUGGCCUUGCUCGAGCAGGGUGCAGGCGGCCCCCGGCCCCCUCCGUCCCCACCAGCUCUCGGCCCCUUCCUUAUCCUCCAGGGCAACAGCUGCCUUCCCCCAAGAGCUGCAGGGCUUCCAAUGGUGCAGCUGGUCCAGCUCCCUGUCUGGGCCAGAAUUUGGGGCCCGUCUGGGGCUGGUCCACAGUUCUGCAUGAGAACAUUCUCACCACUAAGAUGCACCCCCUUUCCCCACCAGAUACUUUCCCUGGGGUCCCACCACCUCUGGAUAGCCUCAAGUGUGGAUAGCCAUGAGGCUGAGCCAGAGGUUCUGGAGUCACAACAGUAGAAAGGCGAUGCUGCUCACCCAAGGGGGCGCCCAUCCGGCUCCCCUUCUCUCAACCUAGACCCUGAUCCUGGGCCCCCUCUGCCCACCCCACACCUACACAGUUUCUGGACCUUUUUUAUAUCCACUCAGCAGGGCAGAUAGCAUGGCAGGCUCAUGCACAGAGUAUAUACAACAAGGGUCCCUUCUGGCCUCUUGUACACACAUCCUGACCCCAAGUACCAGGAAAGCCAGGCAGUCCUCACUUCUCCCAUGAUGGAAAGAGCAGGCUAGACCCAUGGACCAAAAGCCUUUGUUCUCAGAAAUGCCUUGUGGCACCCGUGCUCCCCAGUGUCCACUCGGCCAAGGCUUCCUAGGAAGUGGGGAGUACUGGAGGUCACCCAGCCCUAACUGGGAACCCCCGGCCUCUCUUCCUUUGCUCAGGCCCGCCAAGAGUCUAUCCUGAUCCCAGGGACUCUGUUUUUCUUACUAGUUGCUCCAAGGGUCCCUCUUGGUGGUCCACAGGAACACCAAGGGUGCCCGUUCCUGGCUGUCCCACCACCCUGAGGGUUUCUGUUCUCCACAUGAGUGCAAUAUUCCAUCCUUGGUGGUCAUCAGAAGAGAUGACCACCAGGGUCCUGCUCACAGCCAGGGAAUCAGGAAGAUGGUGACUUAAGAAUCAAGACCAGGGCUGUCACUAGAAAGGCUGCCCGGAACCCCAGUACCCAGGAGCCCCGGAGCAAGUAGAAAGGCUGUUGUCCUGUGUGCUACCUUCUCCGCGUUUCUUCUGCCCUCUGCUGAACUGUCCUCUUGCUCUGUCUUUAUCUUUAGGUCCCCCCAUCCUUUUCCUUUCUUUCUGUGUGUACACGCAAAUGGCGUGACUCCUCCUCCCCAACUGUGGCUAACGUGGUAAAAAGCACGAAUCUUGUAAAUGUGUAAACUAAGAGGCUGGUUGGUUGGUUUGUUGUUUUUUUUUUUCAAUGUAAACACUAAAUACAAAAACAAAAAAACAAAGGUUUUAUGAACAGCAGACUCUAUGUAAAGGCAUUUUACUAUUAAAUUUUUUAUUGAUAACUUGCUUAAGAAUAAAUAUAUGACUAUUGUACAGGU